Besnoitia besnoiti is the source of this 3732-nucleotide messenger RNA. Its product is annotated as C-5 cytosine-specific DNA methylase superfamily protein. The transcript has a single exon. The coding region runs from base 1 to 3732 and encodes 1243 amino acids. Gene Ontology annotation, molecular function: methyltransferase activity. NCBI's taxonomy places the organism in Eukaryota, Apicomplexa, Conoidasida, Eucoccidiorida, Sarcocystidae. The record is from RefSeq and is a predicted model, not a curated record.
AUGACACUCAGAACGCUCAUCCUGUACAGUGGCAUCGGGGGCAUGCACUGCGGCCUGCUGCACGCGCGUCACCUUCGACGCUUGCGGCUUCGCGGCAUUGCUCCAUUUCCACCUCUUGCAUCUUCUUCUGGAAAGCAAACUGACGAAGGAACUCUGGAUCCAGAAACGCACACGGGCCGCGAGCCACCGGAAGGCGGGUCGGCACUCAAUGAGGCGUCAGGCAGCCUCUCUGCAUGCGCGGUUGAGCUGAAUGAGGCAGGCGCGAAGAAGGCGGACGCAAGAAGUGCACAAGUCAGUGAGACGCGCUACGGGAAGGAUGAAGCUGGAAUUCCUCCAGUCGCGAAUGUGGCGGCAGAAGAGGGGGCGGCGCCUUUGGCGCCUGAAGACGAAGAUGACGCGAGACUCAUCGAGGCGUUGCAGGGUGUGUCUUCAGAUGGUGAUGACGUGUGCAUCCACCCCAUCAUCAGCGCCCACAUCCGUCUACCUCCCAUCGAGGCUUUUGGGCUUCCGUAUCCCGUUGUUCCUUGUCGCUUCUCGUCUUCUCCCUCGUCUUGCGCGUCUUCAUCCGCGCUAGAGCCCUCGCAGCCGCAGUCUGUCGGAGCGGUUGUGUCCCCAUGCGCCGCUGCAGGAGCGGAGGAAGACAAAUGCGGAGAGAGAGGGGAGGGUGAGACGGGCGACGCAGGAAGUUCUGCGCCGACGAGCGUCAGCCUGUACAGCGCAGACACACCGGAGGAGCGGCCUGUUGACGAUGAGAGCGACCAGGAUCAGAGAAGGGACAAUGACGAAGAGGCGGCCUCAGUGGAGGGUGCGGAGGGCAGGAGCUCGGCGACAGGCGAAGGAAAAACCGAUACGGAGGAACUCUCAAGAGACACAGGAGCCACACAGAGCACCACGGCGCCGUCGCCGUCCGGGGAGCUCAGCGCGUCUCGCGAGCCUUCUUCGCCAUCCUCAAGUCCUGCGGCAGUUGGGUCCUCUUCGGCAGAUGGAGGGAAGGCGGCGGACAGCGACCCGGCCGCCGUUCCUGCCGACUCCCCACCGCAGGCCACCCCCGCGCCGCUGGCGAAGCCCUCGGAACUCGAUGCAGAUGCUGUGGCGUCUCUUCGCCCUCCGUCCUCUUCGUCGUUAUGGUGUGCCCCCUGCCCGAGGCUUCCAGUCGAAGUUGUUGGGGCGAUCGACGUCAAUCCGACGGCGAUGGAGGUCUACUGCAGGAAUUUUUUGCCCGCCGCGCUGUCGCCUCCCGCCUCAGCCGGUCCGUCUCGCCAUUCGCGUCACGCCGCGUUGCCCGCCGCUGCGUCCAGGCGCACUCUCGUGUCGACAAAGUCGAUUGACGCGUAUCCAGCAUCGUUCUACGGCGACUUCAAAGCAGAUCUCUGGCUUGUCUCGCCGCCUUGUCAGCCCUUCACGCGAGCGGGGCUGCAGAAAGGAAACGCAGAUCGGCGCAACUCGUCGUUUCUGUACCUCCUGGAUGUCCUCUGCCGCCUGCCGCGCGCCGCGAGGCCCAAGUACCUCCUGCUGGAAAACGUCGUCCGCUUCGAAGUAAGCGACACGUUCGAGUGUCUGCUGCAUGCGCUCGAGUGCGUCUGCGGGUACAGCCUCACCGUCUUCCACCUCAAUCCUCUGCACUUUGGCAUUCCCAACUGCCGCUCGCGGUGCUUCGUCGCGGCGCGUAAAGGCGCCGGGCCCGCGCGCCUCGCCUCGAAAUUUCCUCUUUCUCAGCUCGCGCUCGCCUGGGCAGGGCGGCCGACCGAGAAGCGUGCGCUGGCGAGCGCGACCGCGACUGGCGGCAGAGACGGCAAGAGACAGUCAAAGAGUGGGUUGCGCGUUGCAGAAGCAGAGAGCGACUCAGAGCGUGCCGCUGCAAAGGCGAAGCGCGAGUGCGCAAGCCCCAGGAGCCGAGUCAGCCGCGCGCCCCAGACGGCGACGGGAAACAGCGUGUGGAAGCUCCUGCGGCCGAAGCGACGGAAGAAGGCUGAGGAGACCACCGGCGAGACGGAGGCGACGGGAGAAGGCGCUGAGGAGGGACAGCCUGAACCUCUAGUCGUCCGCGACGCGAGGACUCCAGCGAUGGAGGGUGGAGGGGGCGGCGAAGGGCCUCAGAGCAAUUCGCGGGUCUCCUCGGCAGCUCCGGCGACCGCUGGAGACGGAGGGAGGGAGAGGCGCGAGCACGAGAGGGGCGCGUCGGCACCGAAAGACGUAGAUAAUAUGGAUUCUACAGCGGGACCGAGCUGCUUGGACUGUGACACGUGUGAAAGAUGUGUGCGCCGAAGAAGGAAGGAGAACGCGGGGAAGCUGAAGCGAGUCGUCCUGAACCACAUCCCCGGCGUCUACUCGACCUCGGCGUUCUUCUGCUGUCCCAUUCGUCCUUUGGAAGACUUCCUGGACGUGCGCUUUCCACCUAAGGCUCCGUAUUUCCCGCUGGAGACGCCGCCUGCUAGCCGUCCCGCCCCCCCCGCAAAACACACCUCGGAGACUGCGAGGCGCAGCGUGGCGGGCGAGAGCGAAGGCGCCGACAGCCGAGGGGUCAGCGGCGAAGACGACUGGGAGGAAAUAUCCCUGGCGCGCGAGGCAAGCAUGCCGCGCCGCCCAUAUGUGCCCAGCCACCCGGGCGUCCACAGACCCGGAUGUGUGGAUACGGCGAACGGCGUGCGCUUCUCGGCCGAAGCCGACCGACGGUGGCGGCGCCAGGUCGCGGCGCUGGUCCUGUCUCAGCAGCAGAAAGACCGCAUUUGGUUCAACGUGGAUCUCGUCCGUCGGGACGACAAGCGCAGCAGCUGCUUCACGCGGUCAUAUGGCCGAACGGGGCACGCGCAGUACGGCAGUCUGCUGGUCAUCGACGAUGACAUCGCGCUGGAGCGACGGUGGGCGGCGUUUGCAGAAAAGGAGAGAGACGCGUGCAGGGGCCGAAAGGUCCCGCAGCUCUGCGCGGGCGAGACGGCGCCUGCAGCCACCCGAGGGGAGGAGAACGGAAGCGGAGAGGAGGAGACUGGACGUUGCGGUCUUCAGCGAGACGUGCGAGGGAAGCAGAGCCCGGGCGCGCCGAGGCUGCUCACGAGGUUCCUCUUCAAGGAAGCCAAGCAGUCUGGCGCCGACCGAGGGACGGCGCCUCAAGGCGAGGACAGCCAAGAGGCAGGGGAGGACGCAGAGUCCAAGCCCGCGGGCUCCAGCCGCCGUGAGGGCGCGGCAGAGGAAGGCGACCGACCCGCGCCUGCGGCGAAGGACGUGGAGACUGCCGGGCGAUCCGAGGACGCGGGGCGCCUGCGGAAAGCCAAGAAGGGCAGCGAGGCCGCAUGCGAAGGCACCUCCAGCUUGCGCAAAAACGACGCGCUGUCGCCGCCGAAACUCGGCGUGUUAGACCGCGGGAGCGAACGAUGCAGCGGGCCCCUGGCGAAGCGGAAAAGCAAAGGCGCGCUCUCCUGGUUCGGACACACAGCGUCUCUCCUUCUGCCUUCCUUGCCUCCGUCCUCCCUCUCGUCUCCGGCGGCAGCCGCGCUGAAAAAGACGCUCAACAAGGGCUGGGAGCUCCACGACAUCCUGCCGUCUGACACAGCGGUUCGCUUCUUCAGUCCGCAGGAAAUGCUGGCGCUGCACGGCUUCCCCCAGAGCUUCGCCUUCCCAGAGGCCGACGAGCCUCGCGCCUGGUCCGCUCAGCGCAGAAUGGUCGGCAACAGCCUCAACGUCUUCCUCGUCGGCAUGCUCAUCGACUUCCUCGUCGACGAUGCAGACUGGCAGUGA